AUGGCGAAACGGGGAAACAAGCUGGAGUUACGGAAAGUGGUUGAUAGUGAGAUCACUGAUCCACUGUUCACUAACCCAGUGGUUGAUAUUGAGAGCACUGAUCCAUUGUUCUCUCACCCAGUGGUUGAUAGUGAGAGCACUCAUCCACUGUUCUCUCACCCAGUGGUUGAUAGUGAGAGCACUCAUCCACUGUUCUCUCACCCAGUGGUUGAUAGUGAGAGCACUCAUCCACUGUUCUCUCACCCAGUGGUUGAUAGUGAGAGCACUCAUCCACUGUUCUCUCACCCAGUGGUUGAUAGUGAGAGCACUCAUCCACUGUUCUCUCACCCAGUGGUUGAUAGUGAGAUCACUGAUCCACUGUUCACUCACCCAGUGGUUGAUAUUGAGAUCACUGAUCCACUGUUCACUCACCCAGUGGUUGAUAUUGAGAGCACUGAUCCACUCUUCGCUCACCCAGUGGAUGAUAAUGAGAGCACUGAUCCAUUGUUCACUCACCCAGUGGUUGAUAGUGAGAAGACUGAUCCACUGUUCACUCACCCAGUGCUUGAUAGUGAGAGCACUGAUCCACUGUUCACCCUACCAGUGGUUGAUAGUGAGAGCACUGAUCCACUGUUCACUCACCCAGUGGUUGAUAGUGAGAGCACUGAUCCACUGUUCACUCACCCAGUGGUUGAUAGUGAGAGCACUGAUCCACCGUUCACUCACCCAGUGGUUGAUAGUGAGAUCACUGAUCCACAGUUCACUCACCCAGUGGUUGAUAGUGAGAGCACUCAUCCACUCUUCGCUCACCCAGUGGUUGAUAGUGAGAUCACUGAUCCACUGUUCACUCACCCAGUGGUUGAUAGUGAGAGCAAUGAUCCACUGUUCACUCACUCAGUGGUUGAUAGUGAGAGCACUGAUCCACUGUUCUCUCACCCAGUGGUUGAUAGUGAGAUCACUGAUCCACUCUUCGCUCACCCAUUGUAUGAUAGUGAGAGAACUGAUCCACUGUUCUCUCACCCAGUGGUUGAUAGUGAGAUCACUGAUCCACCGUUCACUCACCCAGUGGUUGAUAGUGAGAGCAAUGAUCCACUGUUCACUCACUCAGUGGUUGAUAGUGAGAGCACUGAUCCACUGUUCUCUCACCCAGUGGUUGAUAGUGAGAUCACUGAUCCACUCUUCGCUCACCCAGUGUAUGAUAGUGAGAGAACUGAUCCACUGUUCUCUCACCCAGUGGUUGAUAGUGAGAUCACUGAUCCACCGUUCACUCACCCAGUGGUUGAUAGUGAGAGCACUGAUCCACUGUUUUUAGCUUUUAUCCACCACUCGCUCAACUCUCUCAAUGGUUAA
Molecule: messenger RNA, 1329 nt
Organism: Haliotis rufescens (red abalone)
Lineage: Eukaryota; Metazoa; Mollusca; Gastropoda; Lepetellida; Haliotidae
Product: putative proline-rich protein 21
Exons: 2
Coding region: 1-1329 (442 amino acids)
Source: RefSeq, a predicted model, not a curated record